Cucumis melo (muskmelon) is the source of this 1443-nucleotide messenger RNA. Its product is annotated as ethylene-responsive transcription factor-like protein At4g13040. The transcript is spliced from 7 exons. Gene Ontology annotation, molecular function: DNA binding; DNA-binding transcription factor activity. Gene Ontology annotation, biological process: regulation of DNA-templated transcription. NCBI's taxonomy places the organism in Eukaryota, Viridiplantae, Streptophyta, Magnoliopsida, Cucurbitales, Cucurbitaceae. The record is from RefSeq and is a predicted model, not a curated record. The coding region runs from base 422 to 1117 and encodes 231 amino acids.
UCAUUCUCUCAAAAAUUCAACCAAACCAACUCUUUAUUUUCUCCAAAGCCACAACCUCUCUCUUUUCUUCUCUUUAAGCCAACACCACUAUGUCACCAGUUCACCACCUUCUCUCAACUCUCAACCCAGAAAACACUCCCAAAAAUGCCACCAAUUACAUAUACAAUUCCCAAAACUUGGUUUUAUUGUACUUCUAGAUGCAUGUUUUUCACUCGUUACCCCCCCUUUUUUCUUGCACAUUCACCAACCUUCUUCUUCUUCUGUUUUUCUCUUCAAUUCUCCCAAUUGGGUUUUGAUUCUGUGAAAUCUCUGUUUCUUUAGGUUGUUUAUUCCCCAUGUUUGCUGUUUCUUCAGGUGGGACAGAUUCAUGAUAAACAAUUCGUUGCAUACAUUGUGCACAACGUAGAGAUAGACAUCAACUAUGGUGAGCUUAAGAAGACGCAGGCUGUUAGGACUAUGCUCCGGGAAAAGUUCAUUUGUAGCUCCACUUCCUAAGUUUUCAGAUCAUGAAACCGCUCCUGAAAAUCCUAGUCCAAGCAACAAACUCAUCACUUUGCAUCCAAAGUCUUCUGAUGAUGUUAACAUCAAAGAUAGGAGCUCUAUUGUAAAUAUGGAAUCCAGUUUCACAAAUGCUUUGGAAUGGACCUCACUGAGUGAACAGUCUAAUCAGCCUAUUUCAGGGCAUCCACUGAAGCAUAGAAAGAGACAUAGGAGAAAGAACUCUCAUAAUCAAGAACUAUCAAUCAUGAGGGGUGUCUACUUCAAGAACAUGAAAUGGCAGGCUGCAAUUAAGGUCGACAAGAAACAGAUACAUUUGGGAACGUUCGGUUCACAAGAAGAGGCUGCACAUUUGUACGACAGAGCUGCCUUCGUGUGUGGAAGGGAACCGAAUUUCGAACUCUCUGAUGAAGAGAAACAAGAACUCCAAAAGUUCAAAUGGGAAGACUUCCUUGCUAUGACUCGACAUGCAAUUACGAACAAAAAGCACAAGAGACUUAGUGUUAACGCGGGAACAUCACCAAAGAAACUUGAAGCAUCGUCGCUGCAAAUCGAGAACACUGAAUUGAAGCACAGAUUCAACGAGUCUCCACUGCCAGAAGACAUUAACUUCACUUAAGCUAGCUGUUAACUCGAGAAAAUGGUAAAAUUUUCUAGGUCCAAGUUGCUUGAACCUCCAUUCAAAUUCCUCCCUCUCCCAAGUAAAUGUGCUUUUAGGCUAGAAUACAUUGCUUCCUUCAUGUGGGUAAAUUCAUUUUUGUUUUCUUUUUCAAUUGAAGCUUGUAAUAUGUUUCCAUAUAAUGUUGAUUUCUUUUUAGCAGAAGCAUAUUGAAUUGAAUCCAUAUUGAAUUGAACACAGAAGUUUGUAAUUAUUUUCAUUACGCUUAUUUCUAGAACACUUUGAAUAUCAAAUUGUUUAUGUUAAAAUGAUUUUUAAAUUUGGAA